This is a messenger RNA of Paramecium pentaurelia, 420 nucleotides long. The record is from the annotation of a GenBank genome assembly. NCBI's taxonomy places the organism in Eukaryota, Ciliophora, Oligohymenophorea, Peniculida, Parameciidae.
AUGUAAUAAGAAUUAAUAAAGAGACCUAAUUAUUUGGAACAAAAGUAACAAAAGAAUUAUAGCUUUGAUUUAAAUACUGAAAGAUUUCCUAUUCAAUUGUAAUAGUUAAAAAAAUAACAAAAUUAAGAAUGGAGACUUAAAACUGCAACUGCAAAAUCUAAUAAACUUUAAUAUGAAAUAAUGUUAAGUUCAUACAGAAAUAAUAUAUCUAAAUCUGUAAAUAUUUAAACAAAAUCAUAACAUAAAAGUAAUAUAAAAAAGAUGAUAGAAAAUGAAAAUUAUGAAAGUUAUAUUAAUAACUAAGUAAUAUAAUAUCUAUUAAAAUUAUAGAAUUUAACAUUUUUAAACUCUGGAUAUUUAAAGAAAAAUCAAAAAAUAGAUUUAAUGUUUAAUAGAAGAAACAAAAUGAAUAAAGUUUGA